Ixodes scapularis (black-legged tick) is the source of this 4665-nucleotide messenger RNA. Its product is annotated as transmembrane protein 169. Bases 272 to 1219 code for a protein of 315 amino acids. The record is from RefSeq and is a predicted model, not a curated record. The transcript has 2 exons. Lineage: Eukaryota; Metazoa; Arthropoda; Arachnida; Ixodida; Ixodidae.
AUUUGUUUCUGUGUGUGUUGUGUUCGCUGGUUGGGUGUGUUGGGAUGCUAGGUUUGUGUUCUUUUGCUUGUAAGGAGGCGUAUCAGCCGUAAACAAUGCGGCAUUUCUUGCGUCCAGUGAGAUAAAAACGACCCCGGCAUGCCUUUACACGAGGUCACUGAUUUCCAAUUUGUGGCGAUCGAGUUCUCGCCUAGCAGUGUUCUUGACUCUGAGGCUGAGAGCCUCUGAAAUGAACCUCAAGGUACGCUAGGAUCGGGAGCAACACCGAGUUAUGACGGACGUCGAUCGGCCCAUCUUCGUUCCACCCCGAAAGAGGAGCACCAACAAAUCCUCCCCGAAAAUCGUGAGCCCCUUGAACAACAAUGCGCCGUCCGACCAGCUGCGCUCUUCUCAAGCGAGGUCUCCGAGCGUCGCCGGCACCCCGGACAGAACUCCAGAGCACGACAGGGCGGCCGCAGUCUGUCCCUUGAGACCGCACCGCAAGGCCUCUGUGGAAUUCCAGCUGGACCAGGUGCCCGAAGAAUGUGACCCCGACCAGUGGACAACUGACCAAUCCCAGACGACGGAUAAUGGCAGCACCGACGGCGAGUUGUCCAGCAUCAACGAACGGUCCUCGCUGAGGUCCGGCAAGGGUGACCGGUAUGUCACCAUGACGGGAACCAUCAAGAGGGGCAAGAAGAAAGGCACCACGAUCGACAUGAAGGUGAACAUAUCGCGCGAAGAGCUGGAUGAGAUCGAAAGCAGCAUCAAGGACCAGAAGAUCAACGCCGAUGAGGAUGACGACUGCUUUUUCGGCAUGAGCAAGGGCCCGCACGUCUUGCUGCUGUCGCUCAGCCUGCUGCCGGUGGUCUUUGUGGUCGCAGCCGCCAACUCCUUCUACGUGGGCACCAUGACCUGGUACAACAUACUGGUGGUGCUCAUCGAGACGCGGUCCAUCUUCCACAAGAUCUUCGUCAGUCCCUUUUGGAUCAUCUUCUACCCUUUCCUCAUAGUGCCAGCCGUGCUGGGCCUAGGGCUCUACGCAGCCGUGGCGCAGGUUUCCUGGGAGUACACUCGCUGGAAGAGGGAGAUUCCAGACUGGGAGAAAGGCUUUUACGGCUGGCUCUGCUGUCUCCUGCACAUGGAGGAGUGCAGCCCCUAUGAAGUGGUGGUUCUCACAGACGUCCAGCAGAGUGAUCAGUGUCAGCAGAAAAAGUGCACAGUAGACACACCUGUUUGAAGGGCGGAAGCCAUGCAGCUCUUCGGUCUACCUCAUAUCCCCGGCGAAGGUCCUUGUGAGCAUGCUAGCUUUGCUUAAAUGGCAGCGCUCGAAAGUUGCAGCAUUGCAAGCUGGGCUGUGCAGAUGCAGUGUCUAGAUAAAAGUGAAAAUGUGAGAAUUUUUUUUUUUAAUGAGGUUUGAUUAUGAUUGUUGUGACUUGUCAUUUGUUGAUGAGGGUUUUCGUCUAGUCACCUAGUCUAAAAUGCUGAACCGAGCAAGCAUUCAUCCAAAAUUGGAUGAUUAUAAUGACAGAAUUGGGUGCUAGCUCUGGCACAAGCUGGAUGAGCACAUUGGUAUGCAGGUUAGAGGGUUGCAUGGGCAUAGCUGCACAGCCUGCACCUUGUAAUACCUAGAUGAAUGUUCUAAACGUUUAUCAGGCACAGCUGUGAUUAACAGAAGCCGGUUUUGUUCACACAUGAGUAGCUGACAUAGGGUUUGUAUGAUCCAGGUCAUAUCCUUUGCUCAGAGAGAUUGCUUUUCUUAUUGAAAGUAGCUGCAAAGGUAACUCAUAGAGGUACAGCUCCUAUUCAUGCUCUAGAAUUGGCUGAACCAGGCACCAUCAGCUACUCUAUUCUCAUGCAGAACCAAGAAUAGUUUUUCAGAAAAAUUGAUCUGUUUGUUUGAUGUUGUGUGCCAUUCCAGCUGCUUCCAAGGCUGCUUUGUUAUAUGCAUUUAUUUUAAAAGUCAUUAGUCAUGGAUGACGAAUUUUUUCUGGAAGGCUUAUGGGUUGCCAGUUUUCCAAGGAACGUGCAGCAUACACAUUUUAGAUUUAUAUUGCAGUUGUGAAAGGGUCACUCAGCGUGGACAACUGGCAUUUUUUUAUACUGUUUGAACUGCAACCAGCUCAUAAGGCAUCUGAACUACUGGAUAAGCUACUGCACAGUCAUGCAAUAUACACCCUUGGCGAAUAACACUUCGAUCAGUGGAAGUUUCAUUAACAGAUGUUUUAGUGAACAGAUUUCAGUCCUUGUCAAAGCUGGAACGAAUUCAGCUGGCUGCUUCAGACCACACUAAGCCACCAAAGCCUUUGCUUUGCUUGAUAUUUAAGAGCACUUCAUGUUCUCUGCAGCACUUCAUUUGAGAAAACAGAAGAUAUCCAUUAUUAUUGGAUAUGUUAUAAAACCAAAAGGAUAUUUGCCUUGUUUGCUUUUAAUAUAUCUUGCCUGCUCCACAUUCCAUUCUAUUUUCGAUCCUAGUUAGGCAAAGGAGAAAAGGCAGUUUGCUGCAUUUGUGUUACUAUCUAGUUAAAUGCUCAACUCUUUGCAAUGUUCAGAGACACUGUGUUCUUUUUUUGUGUGUCUUUCUUUUCCUUUCUUUGUCUCAGGUUAAGUCAUGUCAACUUUUCACCAGCUCGCCUGCAUGCUUAUCCUUCUUUCAGUGUUGUUCACUAGACAGUUCCAUCGCAAUGGAUGCUACUACCCCACACAACUUUAUUAGGCACAAGAGCUAAUCCUGUUACAACUUGCUUUGUGACAAUGAGAUAAUGCCUUUCCCAAGGGAAACUUUAUAUAGUAUAAAAUGUUUAUUGCAACUGCAACACAGUAUCACACCUGCAGUACCAUGCAACGUGCGGUAAUGGUAUGCUUGGUGCAUGGCUUCUCUAACUGGGUUUUUAGGAAUCAAGAAGUUUCUCCAACUACCCACAAGGGUUCCCCCCAAGCUUCAAAAAAAUCUCUGCUGUCCCUGCCCUUAUUGAGCUGUUACAAAACGUGCAGCACCGUCUGUGGCAAUGAAAGGAAUGCCGGGAUUGGUUAGUACAUAUCCGGUUGUAGCAAAGAGUGAACGGGGGAAAUGUGGACGAGGGCCAAGCGAGUAACUGUGCUACCCCCUCUCUCUCCUGCUGCAGGAGGCGAGGAGAGCAUACAGGACAUUGCGUGCGGCCUUUUGGGAUUUUCAUGAAAUGUCUAUUAUAAAGUUUUUUUUCCCCGUUGAUGCAGUAUUUUAGCAGUUUUUGAAACAUUUGUCAGUGCAAAUUUAUGCAGAAGCAUCCCUAGCGGUAUGUGCACUAUUGUUUGCUUUUGCACUGGUUUAUUGCCAAAACAGAGAGGAGCUCCUCAGCGUAAUGUUCCUCAAGAUAUAAAAGUUUAAGGACCCUUGCUCUGAUAGAAUAGUAUGCACAUGCAGUUGCAUUCUCUGGUAACUACUACAUCAAUCAUUUUGCAACAGGAGAGCUUUUUUGUGUUCAGGAUUUACAGUAUAUUCUUGUGAAAUAUUCCCACUUCAGUUAAGUCUGUACUCUCACGAUCUUGGGGCGGUAAUAAGUACUGUAAAUACUUUUUUGCGGGCACAAUAUUUCGCGAAUUUUGUGAAGUGCAAGUUUUGGAAAUAUUUUGCGGGCACAAAAUUUUGCAAAGGAGCGGUUUACUAUGCAUUUAUUACUGUAUGGUAACAUAUUUGUGGGAUCUAUUUUUUGCAAUAUUAUUCGAGUCGCAAAAAAUUAAGUUGUCUACAGUAUGUUCAGGCAUGUUGGGAAUUCGUCUUUAUGCACUUGGUAAACUUGCAAUGCCAGUUUUUUUUAGGUCAAACAUCUUUGUGUUUAUGGUCACUGGGAGUUGGAGCAUUCCCUUUACAAUGAUUGGGAAGAUAAAUGACACUGUGUUUUAGGUGGAAGCAUGAGUGUUAUUGUUAGGCUGCAACAUUAUGCUGCCACCUAUGACUUUUACACUUUGAUCAUGUUAGCAAUUUUUGGAAGAGAGAUACUGCCAUUUUACAUUACUUGCACAUUUAUUGAGUUGUUGUCACAAGUUUAGUGCCAUUUGGUUCUGCUGUAUUCUAUAUUUUUCAGUGUGGAUGUCUGCAGUUGAUAUGUGAGGCACAUUUUAUACUUUCAUACACUUUUCUACUUUUAUAUUUGUUGUGAUGAGGCACUAAGAAGCCAGCCUACAUGCCCAUUAUGUGUGGGAUGUGUAUAGAUUGUUUGGGUCAAUCCUUUGAACGUUAUAGCUAGCAUCCUUUUAUAUUUAGGAAUCCAAAGAGCCCCAUGUUAGUGUUUGUGCCAAAUUAUGUGAUCAUCAUUCCUUACAUAGGUUGUUUAUACAGCAAUAUUUCUAGUCUUAUUUCAAUCAUAGGUUUAUGCCAAAUGUACCGAAAAAGUUUGCACACUGUAUAUGUGCAUGUCAAUUUAGACUGUAUACAUAGUUCACUAAAAAGAAUGCAAGCCUUAUGCUGAAUGCAUACCAAUGCAUAUUUUUUCCAAUCCUGUACAUAUUCCAGAAAAUGUAGUUGAAGUUGCUUAGAUAAUAUACAUCCAUGGGCCACCAUUUGGCAGGCGGCAAGGUGCAUACGGAAAUAUCAAUAUGACUAUGCCUCACAAGCCUCCUCGGACUGUCUUAUGUGAGAAUGUGCUGCUGUGCAUGUGACCAUGGAGCUCAUUUACGUAAUAAAGGUUGUACACACUCCUGCAGAAA